Thamnophis sirtalis is the source of this 1245-nucleotide messenger RNA. Lineage: Eukaryota; Metazoa; Chordata; Lepidosauria; Squamata; Natricidae. The record is from RefSeq and is a predicted model, not a curated record.
CNGGAAGAGGAGGAAGAAGAGGAGGAGGAGGAAGAGGAGGAAGAAGAGGAGGAACAAGAUGAAGAAGAAGAAGAAGAAAAAAUAGAAGAACCAGAGAAGAAAGAUCUGGAAACAAAAAAACUUCAGGAGAAUGGCAAGAGCACCCAGGAAACUAAAGGAUCAUACACAGAAUCGGGUGAAAAAGGAGAAAAUGAAAAGAAAGUUUCAAAAUUAAAUAUUCCCAAAAAAUUAGCUCUAGACACUAGUUUUAUUAAAUUAAGUGCACGGCCUUCGGGAAAUCAAACUAAUUUAGAAGGGAGUCUAGAAAGAGUCCGGAGAAAUGACCCAGAAAUGGCAGAACUCAACUUAAACAACAUUGAGAACAUCCCCAAGGAGAUGCUAGUGGACUUUGUCAAUGCCAUGAAGAAGAACAAGCACAUCAAAACAUUCAGUUUAGCCAAUGUUGGGGCAGAUGACAAUGUAGCUUUUGCUUUGGCCAACAUGCUGCGUGAAAAUAGGUGCAUCACCACCCUGAAUAUCGAUUCCAAUUUCAUCUCAGGUAAAGGGAUUGUGGCCAUCAUGAGAUGCCUACAGUACAACGAGAAGCUUACGGAGCUACGUUUCCACAAUCAGAGAGGUAUGUUGGGUCAUCAGUCGGAAAUGGAGAUUGCCAGACUUCUGAAAGCCAAUCCUACGCUUCUUAAGAUAGGCUACCAUUUUGAACUUCCAGGACCCAGAAUGGUGGUCACUAACCUCCUCAGCAGAAACCUCGAUAAGCAGAGGCAGAAAAGGAUGGAGGAGCAAAAAUUGCAACAGUUAAAGCAGCAGAAAGAAUUCAUUGCCAUGCUGGAGAAUGGACUUGGGUUGCCUCCUGGGAUGUGGGAAUUGUUAGGAGGACCGAUACCGGCUUCAAUGAUGCCUCUUUCAAUGCAACCUCCAAUGGCACCAGUUCCCAAAACCCCACCUGUUGGCCGAAGACAUGAACCUGCUAUAAGAGAAGAACCUGAAAAAGAUAACAGCAGUGACCUUCCCGCUUUCAAGAUAGUGAAGCUCAAGAGGACAAAGCGCAAACCUUCUAUCCAGGAAUAUGUUGAGCCAGCUGAAAAAACCAACCUCAAAGAUGUGAUUAAGACCCUAAAACCUAUUCCGAGAAGGCGUCCCCCUCCUUUGGUUGAGACAACUCCAAGAGAAAAGCUACUUAAGGAUAUUCGCCAGAGUAAUGUAGCUUAUUUGAAACCGGUACCUGUUCCCAAAGAGCUGGAAUAA